AUGUUCUCUCGACGAAGCCUGAUUGCCCUAGGGCUCGUGGCCACGGCCACCGCUGGUCCCUGUGAUAUCUAUGCCGAUGGCGACACCCCCUGUGUUGCUGCGCACAGCACCACUCGUGCCUUGUACAGUUCCUUCUCUGGUGCCCUCUAUCAGGUGAAGCGUGGUUCAGAUAAUGAGACUACCACCAUCUCGCCGCUGUCCGCCGGCGGUGUCGCGGAUGCCGCUGCCCAAGACACCUUCUGUGCCAACACCACCUGCCUCAUCACCGAAAUCUAUGACCAGUCCGGCAACGAGAAUCAUCUCACCCAGGCCCCUCCUGGUGGUUUCGAUGGCCCGGAUGUCGACGGCUAUGACAACUUGGCCAGUGCCAUUGGUGCCCCUGUCACCCUGAACGGCCAGAAGGCAUACGGCGUCUUCGUCUCACCCGGUACCGGCUACCGCAUCGACAAGGGCAACGGCGUUGCCACCGGGGAUGAGGCAGAGGGCAUGUACGCCGUCCUGGACGGUACCCACUACAACGGAGAGUGCUGCUUCGACUACGGCAAUGCCGAGACUAGUAACACCGACACGGGUGCCGGCCACAUGGAGGCCAUCUACCUUGGCAACAGCACCGCCUGGGGCUAUGGUGCCGGCGACGGUCCUUGGCUCAUGGUCGACAUGGAGAACAACCUGUUCUCCGGUGCCGACGAGGGAUACAACUCGGGCGACCCGAGCAUCUCCUAUCGCUUCCUCGCGGCUGCCGUCAAGGGUGGCCCUGACGAGUGGUCCAUCCGCGGUGCCAACGCCGCGUCCGGGUCCCUCUCGACUUACUACAGUGGCGUGCGUCCCGACUACACGGGCUACAAUCCCAUGAGUAAGGAGGGCUCCAUCAUUCUGGGUAUCGGUGGCGAUAACAGCAACGGCGCUCAGGGUACCUUCUACGAGGGCGUCAUGACCUCGGGCUACCCGUCCGAUGCCACUGAAAAUUCGGUCCAGGCCAACAUCGUCGAUGCUGGAUACGCCGUCACGUCGCUGACCAGCGGACCCACGCUCACAGCAGGAGACACCAUCUCCCUGCGCGUCACCACCCCGGGCUACACGACCCGCUACAUCGCCCACACUGACACCACCGUCAACACCCAGGUUGUCUCUUCGUCCAGCAGCACCACUCUCCAGGAGGAGGCCAGCUGGAAGGUGGUCACCGGUCUGGCCUACAGCGGUUGCUUCUCCUUUGAAUCCUUCCACGAGGAUGCCACCUUCUGCCCGCAGGCUGCUCUCAACGGAGAGGGCACCUCGCUUCGCUCCUGGAGCUAUCCUACCCGCUACUUCCGUCACUUUGAUGAUGUGCUGUAUGCGGCCAGCAACGGAGGCGUUCAGACAUUUGAUGCUACUGCGUCGUUCAACAAUGACGUGAGCUUUGAGAUUUACACUGGGUUUGCUUGAGCACCAGAGUGCCACUGAUAGUAUGUAAAUAGACAUUAUUGGUGGUACGUAG
Messenger RNA from Aspergillus sclerotioniger CBS 115572, 1474 nucleotides. RefSeq names its product alpha-L-arabinofuranosidase B. The record is from RefSeq and is a predicted model, not a curated record. Gene Ontology annotation, biological process: pectin catabolic process; arabinan metabolic process; L-arabinose metabolic process. Gene Ontology annotation, molecular function: alpha-L-arabinofuranosidase activity. NCBI's taxonomy places the organism in Eukaryota, Fungi, Ascomycota, Eurotiomycetes, Eurotiales, Aspergillaceae. The coding region runs from base 1 to 1422 and encodes 473 amino acids. The transcript has 2 exons.